Molecule: messenger RNA, 5076 nt
Organism: Lytechinus pictus (painted urchin)
Lineage: Eukaryota; Metazoa; Echinodermata; Echinoidea; Temnopleuroida; Toxopneustidae
Product: chromatin-remodeling ATPase INO80-like
Exons: 25
Coding region: 427-4365 (1312 amino acids)
Biological process (GO): chromatin remodeling; DNA repair
Cellular component (GO): Ino80 complex
Molecular function (GO): histone binding; DNA binding; ATP-dependent chromatin remodeler activity
Source: RefSeq, a predicted model, not a curated record
ACUCUACUUUGCCUCUGCCCGACGACCCGAAUGGCUGACGGAAAUUACCGAGAGAUCGAUCUCGAGCGAGUAUGGAUGCCCAUUCUUAUGUAGCUAGCUAGGCUCAACUCGAAGCUCUGCGAGCCCCACGGCCUAUGGCGGAGCAUCCGAAGCCAUGCAUGCAUCGUGCAUGGUGUGUGAGGCCUGAGCAUUCAAGUCGACUCUCUUGCAGCUAGCUUGGACUGAAGUUUGAACUCGUGGCCUGUGAGGUUCUGAAAGUGAAUGUUUAGUGAUCCGCCUUACCAGUUGCGGUGCUUCCUUCUUGAUCAUUUUGAAUUAACAAGCAUUUUACCUUCCCCCUGAUUCGCGGUUCUUUUGACUUGAGUGUGAAUGGUGAAGAACAGACCAACCUGUGUGACGAGGGGAUAAUGUCAUGGCUUGCUCAGAAUGAGUGAAGAAAAUACUUCAGCCGGGUCUGCAUUAGUGGAAGCGAUUCCGCCCGACGGCCCUAUAGGGGGCGUCCCACUUGCCAAACCCAUUCAUAUCCAGCGUCUGGAACAAGCUGUCCGCUUGGACUCAUUUCUUGACUUUGUGGAUCGGUGCAUGGAAGAGCCCUUAGUAGAGGAAGAAGCAACAGUAAAGGACAGAGAUAUAGAAGAGGUUGGGAAAGAAUUUGUACCUGAGACUCAGUCAAAUCCUGUCAUUGACCAGGAGUAUCUAGCAGAUGUUAAAUGUGAUCAAGAUAUUGUUGACACUGAUACAUUAGCCAAAGCAGAGAGAAGAUCAGACAAGAGAAAGUUUUUCAAUUUUGGGAAGGUGAAGAAAAAUAGGAGGUGGCUGAAGGCCAUACUAUUAAGUGACUCUUCCGAUCUUGAGGAUGAGGAAGAGGAGGACAAGUCUCUUUCAAAAAAUGACCUUCGGGAAAUGCUAAGACUUCACAAAUUUGGGAGACAGUGUAAAAACCAGUUCUACAUAGAAAGCGAACUUCAGCAAUACCAGUACUACAGUGCAGGACUUUUGUCCAACUACGACAAAUUCCUGGACCAUCAGAGGACAAUCCUUGGGCCCAAGAAAGCCAAGAAAACUUCCAGCAGUAGUAAAAUCAAAGAAAAACUCAAGCGAGAGAGAGAAAGGAAAGAAAGCGAGGAUCAGGGUGAGCCACAGAUGAUGCAGGAGUGUGUCUCAGACUAUGAUGGCUCAGUAGCUGUGUUUCAGGAUGCUAAUAGAAAGUUUACCUCAAUCAAGGACGUUGAUGCCAGAAGGAAGAGAAUAUGGCUGGCCAUUGCAAAGAGAGAUAUCCCCAAGGCCCACAAACAUCGUGCCUCUGUGCACAACAACAUACUGACGAACUGUCGGAAGAUGGCGCAGGGAUGCCAGAAGGAGCUACGCCGUACAGCCAUCCAGUCUCAGAGGCUGUGCAAGGAAACUCCUUACAAGGCAAGACGUCUUACCCGAGAGAUGAUGGCAUUCUGGAAACACUAUGAGAAGGUGGAGAAAGAACAUCGCAGGAAGGCUGAAAAAGAAGCUCAGGAACAGAGGAGAAUCGAUGAUGAGUUUAGAGAGGCAAAGCGUCAGCAGCGCAAAUUGAACUUCUUGAUCACGCAGACCGAACUCUACGCACAUUUCAUGAGCCGUAAGCUGACUGGCCAAGGGGAGGAGGAGAGAAAUCGCAUACUCAAUAUGUUAGAUGAGAAGACGCCUCAACGACAGCGUACUGUCAAAGAGGGCCUUCUUGUGGAUAUAGAAACAGAUGAUUAUGAUACUGAGACAAUGAAGCAACGUGCCUUAUUAAAUGUGACUAAUGCAUACAACUCAUUUGAGAACUCAAAGAAAGAUUUUGAUUGUGAUUCAACUUUGCCACAACUAGAGUCUGCUUUCAGCUUGUCGACUCCCUCUAUGGACACAGUGCAGAACCCUCAACCAUCCAUGUUCCGAGGGACAUUGAAGGGAUACCAGCUCAAAGGGAUGAACUGGUUGGUUAACCUAUAUGACUGUGGUAUCAAUGGGAUUCUAGCUGAUGAAAUGGGUCUGGGAAAGACUGUACAGAGCAUUGCCUUUUUAGCCCAUCUAGCUGAGAGCCAAGGUAUCUGGGGUCCAUUUCUUGUGGUUGCACCUGCAUCUACUCUCCACAACUGGACUCAAGAGUGCAGUAGAUUUGUGCCAAAGCUAAGGGUUUUGCCAUAUUGGGGGAACCCCCAGGACCGGAAGACUCUGCGUAAGUUCUGGGGCCAACGCCCACCAGUACUCCACACGGAACAAGCCGAGUUCCACAUCCUGGUGACCAGCUAUCAGCUGGUUGUUCAGGACAUCAGGUACUUCCAACGUAUCAAGUGGCAUUACAUGAUCCUUGAUGAAGCCCAAGCCAUCAAGAGCAGCUCUAGCGUUCGUUGGAGACUACUACUUGGGUUCAACUGUAGGAACAGGUUACUGCUCACAGGAACACCUAUCCAGAACAGUAUGGCUGAGUUAUGGGCCUUGCUUCAUUUCAUCAUGCCAACACUGUUUGAUAGCCAUGAAGAAUUCAAUGAUUGGUUCUCAAAGGACAUAGAGAGCCAUGUAGAGAAACAAUCUGGAUUUGAUGAAGAGCAACUAUCUCGAUUGCACAUGAUCCUGAAACCAUUCAUGUUGAGAAGAGUCAAGAAAGAUGUGGAGAAUGAACUCUCAGACAAGAUUGAGAUCUUGAUGUACUGUCAGCUGAGUACCCGUCAACGUCUAUUCUACAAAGCCAUUAAGAACAAGAUCUCCAUUGAAGACCUCUUCAAGUCUCAUUCCUCCUCAACCUCACAAACCAAUAAUCUCAUGAACCUUGUCAUGCAGUUUAGAAAGGUAUGCAAUCAUCCAGAGUUAUUUGAGAGAAGAGAUACUAUGUCUCCAUUCCAUACACACCUUGAUGAAGUUACGUUACCAAGGCUACUGCUUCAAGAAGGCAUCGUUGAAAACCAACCGUUCAGAAACAAGGUCCUGUACUACAUGCUAUCGGUAUUCUCAGCGGAGAACAUCCAUUCCUCUCUGUUUGGUGAACACUGCUCUGGUCACUCCAGAUCAGCUUUCUCAUUCUCCUGCUUUGUGGAGAUCACACCAGCUCAGCUCCAGUCCUUGAAGAGUGGGCUGAUGGCCAGUUGGCUUCUCCUUUUCCUAGUCAUGAAGGCUGCCUACAGGGUCUAUCUUGAUGGUACCUGGAAAGAGAUGAUCAAAAGCAAUAGGAGACUUCUUCAUCUGCAACCUCUCCGUGCCACCAGUCAAGCCAGCCGAUCCUGCAGCCCUGUCCUGCAGGAUAUGUUGUUUACCACAUGGACCACCACCCUGUCCUCCCACAAUACUCAUCUCUACCAUCACAUGGCAGAGACCGGCUGGCACAAGAGGGUACGGACCAGAACAAGUCAGAACCCAGCCCCCUCAUCGCUGUCAUCGCCGCAGUCAUCGUCAUCCUCGACUGGGAUGAUUUCACCUCUCAAGCACAAGAUCGCCUCGUUGACUCCUUCCAGUGGGGCCAAGUCACCAGGAUUCACCUUCGCAGGGUCAGCAGGAAAGAGUCCAUCGUCAAGCCAAGGAAGUGAGAGUCCAGCAUUCAAGCAGGUUGGCUCACUGCUUACACCUCGUAUGAGACCUGUUACUCUUAGAAGAUGCCAAAGGACUGAGAUGCCUUCAUUUCUCUUCAAUACAAUACCAAAGGUUUAUGCUGCACCUCCAAACUUUUACUGCAACGAUCGGCAUGUAGCCUGUCAACUCUCAAGACUACGGCAUGGGGAUAGCCUAGAAGCAAUGCAGUGUAUCAAGUAUGGUUCACCAGAGAUCUACCAGGAGAGGAGGUCUAAUCUACUCAGACCACCACCUGUAGGAGGUCUCUCAGCUCUCAAGCCUCAUUACGGGUGGUCUAAAAUACAGAUACCAGAUAAAGACUACUUGGUGACAGACUCUGGGAAGAUGCAUGUACUAGAUGACCUCUUAUCUCAGUUAAAAGAUCAAGGCCAUCGUGUCUUGAUCUACUCCCAGAUGACAAGGAUGAUUGACAUCUUGGAGGAAUUCUUAUGGCAUCGUAAACACACCUACAUGAGACUGGAUGGUUCAUCUAAGAUCUCAGAUCGCAGGGAUAUGGUAGCUGGUUUUCAGACAAGAUCUGACAUCUUUGUGUUCUUGUUGAGUACCCGUGCCGGUGGUCUAGGCAUCAACUUGACUGCUGCAGACACAGUUAUCUUCUAUGACAGUGACUGGAACCCGACAGUAGACCAACAGGCCAUGGACCGGGCCCAUCGGUUGGGCCAGACUAAGCAGGUCACGGUCUAUCGGCUCAUCUGUAAGGGAACCAUAGAAGAGCAUAUACUGGAGAGGGCCAGGGAGAAGAGUGAGGUAAGAAUUAAUCUAAAAUAUUUUAUCGUUGUGCAUUAGAUUUAACCCUAAAAUGGCCGGGGGGGGGUUGAAUCAACCCCCCCCCUCAACAUUUUCUGCGAUCAUUGCGCCGCGCAAAAUUUUUUGACCGCGCCACUCGCAGAGUUUAUACUUUUAAGUCUCGCGCAUCUUUUGAGACCAAAUUUACGACGCCCGGGUACGCGAUUCCGGUAUUUUGAUUCUUGUCAUUCCCGGGCCAUUAUGGCCCCCCCUUAAGAUCUCGGCCGCUGAUCGCUCGAGCGACGCAAAAAUUUGCAUGCUGGUUGUGUGCGAUGUAAUCUACAAGGCUGUAUGGUAAAAUUUUCCAAAAUAAUGAGAUUUUAUUUUAUAUGAAUUAAUUGUGCUAAUUUAUGCAUAAAUCAUACUUUUUGCUCUAAUUCACUAAAUAAAGCUCCUAGAAUGCUAAUUUUUGGUUAAAAUAUUCUUUGUAUUCAUUAUGGCCCCCCCCCCCCCCCCCGGGAGAAUUAGGGUUAAAGUUUCGCUUAAUUUCACAAAACAGUUAUAUGCACAUCCUGGCUGGUAUGCAAAUGAGGAGACUAUGACGCCAUCCACUCACUAUUUCCUUUGUAUUUUAUUAUAUGAAAUAUGAAAUAUUCUAAUUUUCUCCUCAUUGCCAAGUGAUACAACGAUUAAUUCCUCCCUGAACAUGUGGAAUUAGCAUUGUUUAAUAUUAUAUGGUUCAGUCAAGUUGGUCCUUAUUGUCAAAUCUAU